This is a messenger RNA of Xenia sp. Carnegie-2017, 1464 nucleotides long. RefSeq lists its product as uncharacterized. The transcript has 3 exons. The record is from RefSeq and is a predicted model, not a curated record. Lineage: Eukaryota; Metazoa; Cnidaria; Anthozoa; Malacalcyonacea; Xeniidae. Gene Ontology annotation, molecular function: protein dimerization activity. The coding region runs from base 1 to 1464 and encodes 487 amino acids.
AUGAAAUCAUCGGAUCACCCAGAAACGGUAACUAAUUUGGAAAUGCUGGCUAUAUUCGACCCAUUUCUUGCGCAACAUAUCAAAUGUACCGUAAACAAGGGACGGGGUCACACUUCCUAUCUGUCAAAGACAAUUUGCGAUGAAAUGGUCCAUUUGCUAGCAAAUCGCGUACGGGAGCAUCUUGAUACGGAGGUGAAGUCCGCCAAGUAUUUCUCAGUUUCUGUGGACUCGACACUUGAUAUUUCCCAUUUUGACAAACUCUCCUGGAUUCUUCGGUAUGCUUUACUAUCAGGGCAUGUUGAGCGAUUUGUAGCUUUUCUCGAAAUGCAAGGUCACACUGGAAGCGAACUAGCAGAAAGCUUGCUUGAAUUUCUGAAAGCCCAUGACAUUGCUAUUGCUGAUUGCCGCGCUCCACCUCAUCGUUGGAUAGUUCUGAUGAAUCAACUGUCAAGCGAGGGCCUGCCAACUGUCAAACGCAUGUCAGAUACUCGCUGGUCAGCACGCGUAGACGCCACAAAGGCUCUAGUCAAAGGCUAUGAUGAAAUUAAUGACGCGUUGGUAGAAAUCACAGACGACGAAGAGGAGAAACCCGAAACUCGAGAGGAAGCCCGUGGACUUGCAGCUAAAAAGAACCAACUCGAAACCAGGAUUCUGGCAGUUCUGUGGCAUCACAUCCUGCAUCGUUUUCAUGCGAACAGUCAAGCCUUGCAUUCGGCCAACCAAGAUCUCAACUCUACAGUUGCAAUCUAUGAAUUUCUUAUGGAUUUUAUCAGUAAGCAACGCGCAAGAUUCGAAGAGUUUGAGGCUCAGGGGAAGAAGCUCAGUCAAUGUGACCAUUACGUCGGUGACGAGAAACGGGUGCGACAGAGAAAUCGCCGUUGCGACGAAUCAGGAUCAGCGCCCGAAGUGUUGCAAUCCUCUGCCAAUAAGUUCCUUGCAGAAGUGAACGAAAAUGCCAAGAUUCUUCUAGAGGGUUACCCGGUAGAUCUAGAAGCCGGAUUGUCUGAUGAAGUAUUACAGUUUUCUGGUUUUCUCAUCAUACAUUUUGCUGUGAAAUCAUUAGACGUAACUAAUGUUUCUGGAACUUGUUUAGCAGCUAUGAACGAAACAUCAUCUGAUGAAUCUGACGGCGAAGAUGACACAGCGAAAGAUAGCAAUGAUGUCACAAUUGACGCGGAUUCAUUGGAAUUGUGCAUGUACAGACUUCUUCUGAAGAACAAUCAGGAAACUGCAUUUCCGAACACUGUAAUUGCACUGUGGAUCUAUCUUAGUCUCAUGAUCUCGUACUGUUCUGGAGAACGGUCCUUUUCUAAACUUAAGCUAAUCAAGAAUCAGCUACGAUCAUGUAUGACAGAGGAGCAAUUAAACAGCCUUGUUUUACUUAGCAUCGAAAAUUAUCUGCUUCGUGGCAUUGACAUUUCGUCGAUAAUUAACGAGUUUGCUGUAAUGAAAUCCCGGAAAUAA